Messenger RNA from Leopardus geoffroyi (Geoffroy's cat), 1387 nucleotides. It is a transcript of the gene OARD1, whose product is annotated as O-acyl-ADP-ribose deacylase 1. Lineage: Eukaryota; Metazoa; Chordata; Mammalia; Carnivora; Felidae. The record is from RefSeq and is a predicted model, not a curated record. The transcript is spliced from 6 exons. Bases 368 to 826 code for a protein of 152 amino acids. Gene Ontology annotation, biological process: peptidyl-glutamate ADP-deribosylation.
CGCCGUUCUUCCCCACUCGCGGCGGGCUGUCUCGUUACGCAUGCCCGGGCGGCGGCGGGACUUUCCACGGAUUUUACCGCCGGAAGUUCGGCGGCCAUUACCAAAGAGUGCGAGUUCGGCUGGCUUGCUAGAGAGGCUUGUUUCCGCCCCGCUCCCGGGUGGUGGGCGGCCAUUUUAGGUGCGUGCAAUUAAGGGCUGUGGCUGGAUUGGUUCUGUGUCUGGGUUCGUCUGCUGCUUCCCACCUACCAGGGCUGGAUCCGGAGCCCUUCCCCGCGGGGCGGGACUUCGCAACGGCCGACUCCUUUCCAGGUGGAAGGGUAACCCCGCUGAAGAAACCCCUAAGUUCUGGAAAUAGCGACUCAGUAUCAUGGCCGGCAGCCCUAAUGAAGAUUCAGAAGGAAGCAGAAUCACUUACGUGAAAGGAGACCUUUUUGCAUGCCCCAAAACAGACUCUUUAGCCCACUGUAUCAGUGAGGAUUGUCGAAUGGGUGCUGGGAUAGCUGUCCUCUUCAAGAAGAAAUUUGGAGGGGUGCAGGAGCUGUUAAAUCAACAAAAGAAAUCUGGAGAAGUGGCUGUUCUGAAGAGAGAUGGGCGAUACAUAUAUUACUUGAUUACAAAGAAAAGGGCUUCACAUAAGCCAACUUAUGAAAACUUACAGAAGAGUUUAGAGGCCAUGAAGUCCCACUGUCUGAAGAAUGGAGUCACCGACCUCUCUAUGCCCAGGAUUGGAUGUGGUCUUGAUCGUCUGCAAUGGGAAAACGUAUCUGCAAUGAUUGAGGAGGUGUUUGAAGCAACAGACAUCAGAAUUACUGUGUACACACUCUGAACAGACAGGCGCUUUGGAUGUGUCCACAUUCUCCUGUUUUAACCCCUACUGGACCAUAGCACUGGGUGAACUGGCCUAUUUAAGUCCUCGGUCAGGGGAAGUUUCAUGUGAAGUAGUCUGUGUCACAGGCCAGACUUGGGUUGCUGUAUUCUCAUGAUUGGACUGGAACUGUGGAGGAGGGAUUGCUUGGGAAAUGUUGCUGUGAUGUUUUUUGCAAGAAGGUAAGGAGUAGAUGGCCUGAUAGGAGGCAAGGAAACCGGAUGUUGGGCCUCUGACCCCUGUUUUCUCCGGGAUGCUUCCUGACUUGUUUGGCUUGCCACUGGGUGGCAGCAUUGAUUAUACUUCUCUGCUGUUUAAGAGAAAUUUCAGGAAGGAUGAACAUUUCAGUUAAUUUUCCAUCUUUUGUCAUUUGUGAGUUUGCUUAGUAUUAAUCUAAUGUCACGUUCAUCCUAGGAGAGAGUGAUGGGUUUUGUUUUGUUUAAAUUACAAAGAUGAGUGUUAUGUUGUUAACAAGAUAUUUGUGGUGACAGAAAUGGAAGAAUAAAUAUCUUUUCUUUUGGG